AUGUUCGUGCCAGUUCUGCUGGUCACCAACCUCUUGACGCAGGUGGAGGCCGACACCCGGACGGUGUUCCAGACACCCGGAUGGCGUUCCAGACACCCGGACGGCGUUCCAGACACCCGGACGGCGUUCCAGACACCCGGACGGCGUUCCAGACACCCGGACGGCGUUCCAGACACCCGGACGGCGUUCCAGACACCCGAACGGCGUUCCAGACACCCGGACGGCGUUCCAGACACCCGGACGGCGUUCCAGACACCCGGACGGCGUUCCAGACACCCGGACGGCGUUCCAGACACCCGGACGGCGUUCCAGACACCCGGACGGCGUUCCAGACACCCGGACGGCGUUCCAGACACCCGGACGGCGUUCCAGACACCCGGACGGCGUUCCAGACACCCGGACGGCGUUCCAGACACCCGGACGGCGUUCCAGACACCCGGACGGCGUUCCAGACACCCGGACGGCGUUCCAGACACCCGGACGGCGUUCCAGACACCCGGACGGCGUUCCAGACACCCGGACGGCGUUCCAGACACCCGGACGGCGUUCCAGACACCCGGACGGCGUUCCAGACACCCGGACGGCGUUCCAGACACCCGGACGGCGUUCCAGACACCCGGACGGCGUUCCAGACACCCGGACGGCGUUCCAGACACCCGGACGGCGUUCCAGACACCCGGACGGCGUUCCAGACACCCGGAAGGCGUUCCAGACACCCGGACGGCGUUCCAGACAGCCGGACGGCGUUCCAGACAGCCGGACGGCGUUCCAGACAGCCGGACGGCGUUCCAGACAGCCGGACGGCGUUCCAGACACCCGGACGGCGUUCCAGACACCCGGACGCCGUUCCAGACACCCGGACGGCGUUCCAGACACCCGGACGGCGUUCCAGACACCCGGACGGUGUUCCAGUCACCCGGGCGGUGUUCCAGACACCCGGACGGUGUUCCAGACACCCGGACGGUGUUCCAGACACCCGGACGGUGUUCUAGACACCCGGACAGUGUUCCAGUCACCCGGGCGGUGUUCCAGACACCUGGACGGUGUUCCAGACACCCGGACGGUGUUCCAAUCUCCCGGACGGUGUUCCAGACACCCGGACGGAAUUCCAGACCCCUGGACGGAGUUCCAGACACCUGGACGGAGUUCCAGAUAAGUGGACGGUGUUUCAGAUACCUGGACGGUGCUCCAGACAUCUUAACGGUGUUCCAGACACCUGGACGGUGUUCCAGACACCUGGGCGGUGUUCCAGACACCUGGGCGGUGUUCCAGACACCUGGGCGGUGUUCCAGACACCUGGGCGGUGUUCCAGGGCGGUGUUCCAGACACUGGGCGGUGUUCCAGACACCUGGGCGGUGUUCCAGACACCUGGGCGGUGUUCCAAACACCCGGGCGGUGUUCCAGACACCUGGGCGACACCUGGACGGUGUUCCAGACAUCUUAACGGUGUUCCAGACACCUGGACGUUGUUCCAGACACCUGGACGGUGUUCCAGACACCUGGGCGGUGUUCCAGACACCUGGGCGGUGUUCCAGACACCUGGGCGGUGUUCCAGACACCUGGGCGGUGUUCCAGACACCCGGGCGGUGUUCCAGACACCCGGGCGGUGUUCCAGACACCCGGGCGGUGUUCCAGACACCUGGGCGGUGUUCCAGACACCCGGACGGCGUUCCAGACAGCCGGACGGCGUUCCAGACAGCCGGACGGCGUUCCAGACACCCGGACGGCGUUCCAGACACCCGGACGCCGUUCCAGACACCCGGACGGCGUUCCAGACACCCGGACGGCGUUCCAGACACCCGGACGGUGUUCCAGUCACCCGGGCGGUGUUCCAGACACCCGGACGGUGUUCCAGACACCCGGACGGUGUUCCAGACACCCGGACGGUGUUCUAGACACCCGGACAGUGUUCCAGUCACCCGGGCGGUGUUCCAGACACCUGGACGGUGUUCCAGACACCCGGACGGUGUUCCAAUCUCCCGGACGGUGUUCCAGACACCCGGACGGAAUUCCAGACCCCUGGACGGAGUUCCAGACACCUGGACGGAGUUCCAGAUAAGUGGACGGUGUUUCAGAUACCUGGACGGUGCUCCAGACAUCUUAACGGUGUUCCAGACACCUGGACGGUGUUCCAGACACCUGGGCGGUGUUCCAGACACCUGGGCGGUGUUCCAGACACCUGGGCGGUGUUCCAGACACCUGGGCGGUGUUCCAGACCCCUGGGCGGUGUUCCAGACACCUGGGCGGUGUUCCAGACACCUGGGCGGUGUUCCAGACACCUGGGCGGUGUUCCAAACACCCGGGCGGUGUUCCAGACACCUGGGCGGUGUUCCAGACACCCGGACGGUGUUCCAGACACCCGGACGGUGUUCUAGACACCCGGACGGUGUUCUAGAAACCCGGACAGUGUUCCAGUCACCCGGGCGGUGUUCCAGACACCUGGACGGUGUUCCAGACACCCGGACGGUGUUCCAAUCUCCCGGACGACACCUGGACGGUGUUCCAGACAUCUUAACGGUGUUCCAGACACCUGGACGUUGUUCCAGACACCUGGGCGGUGUUCCAGACACCUGGGCGGUGUUCCAGACACCUGGGCGGUGUUCCAGACACCUGGGCGGUGUUCCAGACACCCGGGCGGUGUUCCAGACACCCGGGCGGUGUUCCAGACACCCGGGCGGUGUUCCAGACACCCGGGCGGUGUUCCAGACACCUGGGCGGUGUUCCAGACACCCGGACGGUGUUCCAGUCACCUGGACGGUGUUCCAGUCACCUGGACGGUGUUCCAGACACCUGGAUGGUGUUCCGUACGCCUGGACAGUCUUACUAUGA
Procambarus clarkii (red swamp crayfish) is the source of this 2829-nucleotide messenger RNA. Lineage: Eukaryota; Metazoa; Arthropoda; Malacostraca; Decapoda; Cambaridae. The record is from RefSeq and is a predicted model, not a curated record.